This is a messenger RNA of Rhagoletis zephyria (snowberry fruit fly), 844 nucleotides long. RefSeq lists its product as uncharacterized. NCBI's taxonomy places the organism in Eukaryota, Metazoa, Arthropoda, Insecta, Diptera, Tephritidae. The record is from RefSeq and is a predicted model, not a curated record.
GAAAAAGUCAAAAACCACAAUCGGCAAAGAAAAAGCUAACCAAAUUCUUCAGCAGAAAAGUUGAUGAUGAAACAGAAGAUUACGCGACAACAGAAGGUAACAAAAAGAGCACAGCUGCCAGACAAAAGCGUCCCGCACCGCAGCCACCUGAAACAAAAGAAAGUGCGACUCGCUCACAAAAAGCGAUAACAACGCAAUGCGAACAACAAAUAAAAGAAUUAACGACAUCAGCAACAACAAAGAGGCUAAAGUCAUCAACAGAUUUUGAAUACACCGUACCCACAACGGGGGCAACAAACGACAAACAAACACCAAAGCAAGAGCACGACGAAGAUCACCGUGAAUUCAUUGAGCAUCUCUUUGCGGCGGUCACCACAAAUAGCGGCAGCGAAGCAAUUGGAACCACAACCACAGCACCCGAUGCUGGCAGCGCAACAGACGAUGAGCGGGAAUGGUUGGACUAUGACGACGACGAUGGAGCGGGUAGAGGCAGAGAGAUUGAAACUACAACAGUACAGCAGAUGGCGGUUGGAAGAAACAAGCAAGCAAAACAAAUAGGAAAAAAUACCAACAAACUGUUGGAAGAAUCAACAGUUGGAACCAUUGCGGUGGAGGGAAGUGGUCAUAGUAUUCCAGCGUCGUCAACAACUACAGACGCCAACAAAGAAGGCGACGAUGCUACUAACUGGAAUGUCAACACAAAGCGAAACGGCAACGGAUCGGCGACACAUGAAAAACAACGGGUUGCAACGUCAAAAAGUUUUAGUAGCAGUGAUGACGAUGCGGUGCAAUCGAUUAGUGUUGUUGUUGUAGCUGAUAGUUGUGGUAUAGCAAAGCCACAAAG